This is a messenger RNA of Triplophysa dalaica, 2775 nucleotides long. RefSeq names its product leucine rich repeat containing 32 (gene lrrc32). Gene Ontology annotation, cellular component: extracellular matrix. NCBI's taxonomy places the organism in Eukaryota, Metazoa, Chordata, Actinopteri, Cypriniformes, Nemacheilidae. Gene Ontology annotation, molecular function: protein binding. The record is from RefSeq and is a predicted model, not a curated record.
AGCUGUCCAAUCCCACACAAGGCUCGAGCUAAGAAGGAAAAAACAAGCGAACAUUGCAGGAUAUUCUCACAGGAUGUGUACGAGAGCAGAGAGAGAAAGAGAGAGAGACAUGUGAGUGUGUGUGGAGCACAGAAGAGCUCAUGAAGAGAUUCAACUGAGCACUAUGGAUGUCCGUGUCUGGAUCGUGGUGCUCAUGGUAACGCCUGUCGCUCUCUUCAGACGUCCAGCAGAACUUUCUCUCUGUCAUGUGCUCCAGAAAGAUGCCGACUGCAGUCAUCUGAACCUCAGAAACAUCCCCAAACAUCUUCCCUCCGGCAUCCUCACGCUGGACCUGUCCCAGAACCGUCUCCAGAACCUGACGGAUGACUCUCUCCUGUCUUACACCGCCAUCCAUCAUCUCAAGCUUCACGCCAAUCAGAUCCAGUUCAUUCAGCCGGGCGUCUUCAGAGACAUGAGUCAUCUGCGUGUGCUGGAUCUGUCCAGGAACUCUCUGGAUGUUUACGGCGCUCUGAAGACACACGUGGGGCCGCUUCCGUCCGUACACAGUCUGGAUCUGUCGGGAAACGGCCUCUUCACCCACAUGAGCGACUACUUUCUGAGAGACGCUCCGGCGCUCACCAACCUGUCGUUGAACGGGAACAGCAUCACCAAAAUCAGCAGGGACACGUUCAAUGGAUCUCAGGCCUUACGAAACAUUGACUUGCAUAACAACGUCAUCAUUGAGAUCGAAGAAGGCGCCUUUGAGUCCUUGAGCAAUCUCUCCGAACUCGAUUUGUCCGUGAACUCCGUUUCUUGCAUCGUGGACUUUAACCUCUUCCAGCUCAAGACGUUAAACUUGAGCAGAAACAGCAUGAGCAGCUUCCAGACCAUCGAUUCUGACCGGGACUUUGAGCUGCUGGAUCUGGACCUGAGGGAAAACAAAAUCCUGGAUUUCCCUGUCCUUCCCCGGAACAACAGACUGGUGUUCCUGGACCUGUCACGAAAUCUCUUGAGGAGCGUGAACUGCUCGGGUCCUGUGGACGAGCUGGAGAACCCAAAGGACAGUUCUAUCUGCGGCGGUAAACGGCAUCAAGAUCUUCCGAGGCUGAUGUACUUAGACUUGAGUUACAAUCAGCUGAAAAGCCUUCCGUCCUCUUUCUUCAGCAGCACGAAAGCUCUGGAAACCCUAAAUGUCAGCAACAACUGUUUGCAGAGCUUCAGGGUGACGGCGGACGGGCCGCUGAACUCUCUCAGAACGCUGGACGUCAGCUUCAAUAACCUCCAGGAUCGAGUUGAGGAGGAGACGCUGACGGCGCUGGAGGUUCUGCACCUGCAGGGGAACUCUCUCCGUGUGUUGGACGCCAACAUCUUCUCCAGACUGCCCAGUAUCCACACCCUCCACCUCCAGCAGAAUCGUCUGAGCAUCUGCCCUGCCGCAGACGGCUGCGUCUCGCUCGCGUCCCUCCCCACCUUACGCUAUCUCUACCUGUCAGAGAACGUGCUCUCGUCCGUCCCGCGGGAAGCCUUCAGUGGCAGCCCGCUCCUCAUCCUGGAUCUGUCUCUGAACCCCGGCAUGGAGAUAGACGCCGGCGCUCUUUCGGGUCUGGAGACCUCUCUCGGCCGGCUGUGUCUGAGAGGAAACGAGCUCAGAACGCUGGCCGUAGACUUCACCCUCUUCAGCAACCUGAAGUCAUUGGAUCUGUCGGUGAACCGGUUUACGGCUUUGUCUCUGUGGAGCGGGGACUCUUCCGUGGAGUCUCUGAACCUGCAGAGUAACAGUCUGGUGACGCUUGCGCCCGCCACCGUGUCGGCUCUGCAGAAAGCGCUCAAGACUUUAUACGUGGGCUCGAACCCGCUGAGCUGCUGCGGAAACCCGCACCUCCUCACUUUACUGCAGCGGGACGGGGUGUCAGUGCCCGACAUCGCCGCCGCGACCUGCUGGUACAGCAAAGACUCACAGAACACUGAGCUCAGCGUGAGCGCCGUACGGGCUGAGCAUUGCGCGUCUGCCGAUGGGAACGUGUUGCUGAUCAGCGUGCUUGUCUUAUUGGUGUUGGGACUGACGGUGCUGUCGACCGUCAUCUUCAAAGUCUGUCACUCCAGACGACACGCGUUCAACAGAGGAAUCAGAGCUUGAACAGAAGAGGGAAAAGAAACCAAAAUACUCUCGCCUGACUGCGGUGGGUUUCGGUAUGGAAUGUGUGGGUGCUCGGGAAGGACAAAACUAUGUGAAAACGCACAACCUUGUGGGUGUGAUCACAUCUGAUUGAACCGGAGGGAUGAAGGUUUACCACAUAAAGACACACAACAGACAAAUGUAGCAGAAACACAUAUGAAGGACAUGAUGAUGAUGAUAUAACACUAGCUCAUCUCCACACGGUUAUAAAUCUGCAUCACAGAAGGUUGUUUUUUGUAUUGUGUGUCUUGUUUUCCUCUGAACACACACCCACCGCAUGCGUGUUUGAUCAGUCUGUCUGUUUUUAGAUGUUUCCAGUCUUUGACCCUGACUGAUGUCUAUAUGGGGUGAUGUACACAAGCGGCUGAUAAAGAUAGUCAGGAGAGUCCACACACAUCAUCACGGCUGAUAUUAAUAGUGUUUUUAUUUCACAGACUGUUAACACUGUAAUAACAGCAGCUUCCUCCUGUCAAUCAUCUUCUGCUUUUCUACACCACACACACGUCAUCAGAACGCUACAUGAAGGAAUUAUUACCCAUCGACUGCUAUAUAUACAUAUACAGUACAUAUAUAAAUAUAUUUAUGAAGUACUUAUUUUGAUAAAUAAAAGAUCUACCUGA